AUGCUUUAACACACUGCUGCUGACGUUUGACAGUACAACUACACGAAACAUAAAACAAAAAAUUUUACGAGUAAGAGCAUAAAACAUAUAAUACUUGGAUCAAAAUUGUUUAAAUAAAGGAGCUGCCCAAAAGGAGCACAAAAAUGACACGUGGCAAUCAACGAGACUUGGCGCGCGCCAAAAACCAAAAGAAGUUGGCUGAACAAACCAAAGGCAAGCGCACAGAUAGCCUCACGGUAGAACAACGCAAAGCCCGGGACGCUGAACUAAUGCGAGAGAAGCAAAAGAAAAAAGAGGAGGACGCAGCGGCUGCUGCUGCUGCUGCUGCUUCUGGCAAGAGCAAAUAAAAACGUUAAUUCCAGUACCAGCUAGAACAGCGUGCAUCCGUGCAAUCUUUGUAGGUCACACAAAAUUUUCGUUAGGCAUAGUCAGUUUUAAAACAAAACAAAGCAAAGCAAAAGCAGCAGUCGCAAUCCGGAGGCACCGAUCGAGGCCAGCGAUCGACUCCAGGAUAGUCAAUGUCAAAUCAAAUUGGUUAAAUUGCGCAAAAAAGUGAAUUACAAGCUACAAAGCAGACGUAUAUCAAUAACUACGCAUCCCUAGAGAGGACACACACAAAGAAGGGCUCGUUUUCUUUAAUGUUACGCUAUACUGCUAAACAAUUAACUAUCUUAAUUAUUUCUCUAUAUACCUGACUAAAUUAUUUACUGUAAAAUAUAUACAUUUUCAAAUAAAACAUAAUAUACAGCCAAAAUAACCAAUCCAUUGCUAAAUAUUAUGUCUUAUUAUUUAUUUCGAAAAUAUAUAUAGUAUGCAUAGUAUAUUUGUUAGUCGAGUGAUAAAGACAGAUUGAAUUUCCAUACUAAUUUAAACAACCUGAUCCUAUAUGUACCUCCGUAUACCUUGUUAAGCGCGUACUUGUCUUGUUAAGCUUCACUUAAGACUGUCAACGAUAAGAGAGUACUUAAGUUUUUAUAUUAUGAAUCCACGUAAAGCUUAAAAAUAAUUAAUUAGGUAUAAUAUUGUAUGGAAUAAAUCGGUAAGAAUGUAA
This is a messenger RNA of Drosophila virilis, 1051 nucleotides long. Its product is annotated as putative SERF-like protein. NCBI's taxonomy places the organism in Eukaryota, Metazoa, Arthropoda, Insecta, Diptera, Drosophilidae. The record is from RefSeq and is a predicted model, not a curated record. Gene Ontology annotation, cellular component: cytosol.